AUGCCCAACGGGUUCAGUGAAAAUCGUAGGACGAUCAACGUCGAGGCUGGGCAGCUUCCGCCACCCGCAACCAAGCUCAUCAUCACUCAGGUACUCAAGGCCAGUCAGGAUCCCCCAUUCUGGGCGUGGAUCAUCGUGGGGGCGUUUUACGACAGCGAAAACCGCAUUCUCUGGAGCACAGAGCUGUUUGCCGCGCACCUUGAUAUUCAGUUUGAGUCGGACGAGGAGCAACUCUCCGAGGCGGAGGCAGAGGAAGAAGAAGAAGAAGAAGAAGAAGAGCCUGGCACCCUGCCUUGUCUGGCCCUGUACCCGGACACUGGCACGCAUCCUUCGAUCCUUCGCCAGUCCUCUCGUUGCAUUUCCUCUCACACACCCUCGCCAACCAUGUCUGGCGGAUGGAACCCGCUGACCGGCCGUGACUCCGGCUCCGGCCGGCCGGCCUUUGCUCCGUACGGAGCCCCUCAAGUGGCCCAGGGCCAAGCAUACAUUCCUCAUGCUGGCGGACCUGGCUACGCCUAUGGUACAGUGCCUCAGCCCAGCGCGUGGCCUAGCAUGACUUACGGAUACUAUCCUCUAGGAGGCGCUCCGGGCGUUCCUCAAUAUGCCGUACCCGGCUACCCCCCCUUUCAGCAGGCACCUGCUGCGGGCUUCUACACGCAGCAGAGCUUCUCCUACCAGCCCAACGGCACGGGCAACAUGCUCCCCCGCCAUCCCCAGCCGUACCCCAACAUCGAUUCCACCAUGCCGGCCGCCCAGAUGACCAACACGACGGGCGGCACGGGCUGCGAGCCGGGCUACAACUACUUCUUCCCCGCGGAGCACACAAAGGCGCACAUCUUCAAGACGAACACGCCGCCGUGGCAGCUCCCGCCGACGGCCCAGAUCCCCUUCAAGGCGGCGCACAUCCCGUGCAACACGACCAUGGCGGAGCUGCUCAAGGGCUUCGGGUGCACCAACGCGACGCCCAAGAAGAACCGGUGCUUCGAGGUCGUCAGCGGCGGAGGAGGCAAGUGGUACAAGGGGCUCGAGGUCAACGGCGCGGACAAGGACAUGCUCAAGAAGACGAUCAAGGACGUGGGCUGGGAUGCUACGAGGACGGGCAAUCCCAAUGAAAAGCCCGUGGUGUGUUUGUGGUUUUGCAGGGACUGA
Messenger RNA from Trichoderma reesei QM6a, 1149 nucleotides. RefSeq lists its product as uncharacterized. The transcript is spliced from 3 exons. Lineage: Eukaryota; Fungi; Ascomycota; Sordariomycetes; Hypocreales; Hypocreaceae. The record is from RefSeq and is a predicted model, not a curated record. Bases 1 to 1149 code for a protein of 382 amino acids.